AUGAUUGACAUAAAUCUGAUCAGAGAUGAUGGUACACGAUGUAAGGUGAUAGAAAGUGAGAAGAAGCGGUUUAGAGAUGGAAGAGCGGUUGAAGAGGCACAUAAACUUGACAGGACAAGGAUAAGAAUGAACUUUGAGCUUGAUGAGAUAAACAAGAAGGUGAACCGGUUGAAUCGGGAGAUCAAGCAGCAUUUUAAGAAUGGCGGAAAGAAGGAGGAUGCAGAGGUUUGUAGCCGAGUGGAGGAGUCUGAGAGGUUGUGCAAUGAGGCAGAGGAGUUGAGGGAGCAAGUGAAGGGAGUUGAGAUGAACCUGGCAAAGAUGAUGAAGGGAAUAGGAAACGUGGUAUUUGAUGAAGUUGUUGUCAGCAAUGAUGAAGAGAGCAAUCUGAUAGUUGGAUCGUACAGGAGUGAAAGAAGGCUUGAAGAGAAUCCUGUGCCGUUUUCUGUGCUUAUGAAGGACUAUACGCAUGCAGCGGCGGGAGCAAAGGUGGUUGGGCAUCGUGGAUACUACCUAUCUGGGGCGAUGGCGAAGCUGGCACAGGCACUUGCAAGAUAUGCUAUUGAUUUUCUUGAGAGGCAUGGAUAUGUGUAUAUACAAACGCCUGUGAUGCUGAGAAGGGAUGUUAUGGCAAGGACGUCACAGCUGAGCGAUUUUGACGACCAGCUUUACAAGGUGGAGGAUGAUAUGUACUUGAUAGCGACUUCUGAACAGUCGCUGUCUGCGUUGUACAUGGAGGAGAGGAUUGUGCCGCAGGAUCUUCCGAAAAAGUUUUGUGGGCAAUCUCUUUGCUUCAGGAAGGAAGCCGGUGCUCAUGGAAAGGACAAUGCUGGAUUGUUCCGGGUGCAUCAGUUUGAGAAGAUUGAGCAGUUUGUUGUGUGUGGGCCCGAGGAGUCUGAAAAGCACCACAAAGACAUGAUGAGGAUAUGUGAGGAGUUUUACCAAUCGCUUGAUAUAAGCUACAAUGUGGUUAGCAUUGUGUCUGGUGAGCUUAACGAUGCAGCCGCGAUCAAGUAUGAUCUCGAGGCGUUUUUCCCAUGCUCUGGCAAGUACCGGGAGUUGGUUUCGUGCUCUAACUGCACGGACUAUCAGUCGCGAGAGCUUGACAUAAGAUAUGGGGUUGGGAAGGAUAACAAGCGUAAGGUGUAUGUGCAUUUGCUGAAUGGAACGAUGUGUGCUAUUCAGAGGGCGCUUUGCUGUAUUGUGGAGAACUACCAGUGUGCAGAGGGAAUAAUGGUUCCGAAGGUUCUGCAGGGAUACUUUGGAGGCAGUAUUAUCGGCAACGCAAUAAAUAAACGAGAUUAG
Molecule: messenger RNA, 1302 nt
Organism: Ordospora pajunii
Lineage: Eukaryota; Fungi; Microsporidia; Ordosporidae
Product: seryl-tRNA synthetase
Exons: 1
Coding region: 1-1302 (433 amino acids)
Biological process (GO): seryl-tRNA aminoacylation
Cellular component (GO): cytosol
Molecular function (GO): tRNA binding; ATP binding; serine-tRNA ligase activity
Source: RefSeq, a predicted model, not a curated record